AUGACCGUGAAAGCUUGGUGGCCUAGUGAGAAAGGAAUUGCCCUGCCCAUCCAAGUUCAGAUCAUUCAAAUCAACCUGCUGUCCUGUUGUAGAAAGAUGAAUGAUCUCCUCACUGAUUGGCGGGCUCGGCUGACCACACUGCAGCGGGCCCACGGGAGCGUCCUGGCGGCAGCGGGCAAGGCGCGCCGGGUGCUGGUCUACGGCGGCAGGGGCGCGCUGGGCUCCAAAUGCGUGCAGGCGUUCCGGGCCCGCAACUGGUGGGUGGCCAGCAUCGACGUGGUGGAGAAUGAGGAGGCCAGCGCUAGCGUGGUCGUUAAAAUGACAGACUCCUUUACCGAGCAGGCAGACCAGGUGACCGCUGAUGUCGGGAAGCUGCUGGGUGACAGCAAGGUGGACGCCAUCCUUUUCGUGGCUGGAGGAUGGGCAGGGGGCAACGCCAAGUCCAAGUCUCUCUUUAAAAACUGCGACCUGAUGUGGAAGCAGAGCAUGUGGACGUCGACCAUCUCCAGCCACCUGGCCACCAAGCACCUCAAGGAGGGAGGUCUGCUGACCUUGGCCGGCGCCAAGGCCGCCCUGGACGGGACCCCUGGCAUGAUCGGCUACGGCAUGGCCAAGGGCGCGGUGCACCAGCUGUGCCAGAGUCUGGCGGGGAAGAACAGCGGAAUGCCAGUCGACUCAGCUGCCAUCGCCGUGCUCCCGGCUACCUUGGAUACCCCGAUGAACAGGAAGUCCAUGCCCGAGGCCGACUUCAGCUCCUGGACGCCCUUGGAGUUCCUGGUGGAAACCUUCCAAGACUGGAUCACGGGGAAAACCCGACCAAGCUCAGGAAGCCUCAUCCAGGUGGUGACGAUGGGAGGGAGGACGGAGCUGACACCCGCCUAUUUCUGA
Elephantulus edwardii (Cape elephant shrew) is the source of this 888-nucleotide messenger RNA. RefSeq names its product dihydropteridine reductase-like. Gene Ontology annotation, cellular component: cytoplasm. Gene Ontology annotation, molecular function: 6,7-dihydropteridine reductase activity; NADH binding; NADPH binding. The transcript is spliced from 2 exons. Lineage: Eukaryota; Metazoa; Chordata; Mammalia; Macroscelidea; Macroscelididae. Gene Ontology annotation, biological process: tetrahydrobiopterin biosynthetic process; L-phenylalanine catabolic process. The record is from RefSeq and is a predicted model, not a curated record. The coding region runs from base 1 to 888 and encodes 295 amino acids.